Messenger RNA from Notodromas monacha, 1453 nucleotides. Lineage: Eukaryota; Metazoa; Arthropoda; Ostracoda; Podocopida; Cyprididae. The record is from the annotation of a GenBank genome assembly.
GCAGGAAAACCUGUUACCUGUCGCAGUUCAACUUAAUUGGUGUCAUUAUUCCACGUGUUGAUAAUUGCUUUAGAAAAUGGAUACUGCUUCUGUUUCUACGAUUGCUUGCAGGAGAGAUGGAUCGGUUGUGAUUUGUGAUGAUGUGGAGUACACGCUUCAGGAGUCAGUGUUAACUCCUAAAGAUCCCUUAUUUUGGGUAUUUCUUGGUUCCAGCGCUGUUCUGGUUACCCUCUCUGGAAUAUUCUCGGGUCUCAUAAUAGGAGUCCUAUCCUUGGAUGUGCUCAGUCUGAGGGUACUAAUGGAAGCUGGUGAGACCGAGAAUGAGCGUUGGGCUGCCAAGAAAAUCCUGCCGUUGGCCCGUAGGCAUCAUUACGUUUUGGUCUCUCUUGUUAUGAGCAAUGCGGCGUGCAACGAAGCUUUGCCGAUUUGUAUGGAUAAAGUUUUCACUGAGGCUGUGGCGAUUGCCUUGUCCAUAACCAUCAUCAUGGUUUUUGGAGAGCUCAUACCUCAAGCUGUUUGUGCUCGCUAUGGCUUGACGAUUGCUGCGAACGCGUUUCCGCUGAUAGUAUUCCUGAUGGUGCUGACCUUUCCCAUUGCUGCUCCGUUGUCUGUGAUUCUUGACUUCAUACUGGGCCAAGAGCAAAACACGUUCUAUGGUCGGAGGAUGUUGAAACGGAACGAUCGCGAACAUUUCCAGGCCCUUAUUGCGCUUCACGGUCCGCGGAAAAACAAAGCGUCUAAAGCAGCUUCUACAGCAAUCAAAGGACAACGAAAGAACGAUGGUAGUUUUCUGGCAAUAUUUACUGGGAAUUCCGGGUAUCCUACUGUUCCUAUUUUCACAACUCCUUUGUUGGCUGAAGGAGAAGUGAUGAUGAUACAAGGUGCCCUGAGUCUAAGGGAAAAAACCGUGGGAGAUGCUACUAUUCCCCUGGAUUCUGUUUUCAUGCUGGAGCUUGACGAUAAACUUGACAGAUUUCUUCUGGACUUGAUAACUUCAAAGAAAUUUUCGAGAAUCCCGAUUUACGAGAAGACCCGAACAAACAUCAAGAAAGUGUUGCUGGUUAAAACACUGCUACCGAUAAACCCCGAAGAAAAGCUGACAAUCAAGGGUUUGCCCAAGAGAAGUCUGAUUAACGCGGAUUUAAUAUCGGCAGAUGCGUCUCAAUAUGACGCGUUGAAUCACUUUCAGCAGGGUAUCUGUCAUUUGUUAAUAGUGGUGGAAAGCACGUCUCGAAUGACGUCGUGGUCAUCAAAUGAUGCGUCUGAGGACUCGCCAGCUCUACGUGUUCAUGGAAUUGUAACAAUGGAGGAUAUUCUGGAAGAAAUUCUCCAGAAGGAAAUUUACGAUGAGAUGGACACAUUAAGAACCAGGGCCAAAUUGCUGACCCUCGGACGAGAGCAUGACUCCAGAUCCAAAGGAGCUAUUGCAGUGUCCUCUGGAAAAUUGAACUGA